AUGUCUUUUUCUUUGAGGUCGUGGCACAUGUUGAGCCGCCUGUUUCAAUGGGUACAAUAUCAACAGCAUUUGCAAGAAGAGCAACAACGACAAGUCCAGCAACAAGAAGAAGAGCUUGGUAUGUUGCAAGCUCAGCAAGCUAUAGAUAGGCAACAGUUUCAGCUUGUCUUUAAUCAGGACCAACAGCAGCAACAAAAGAUAGACUUGCUGCAACGGAAAAUAUUAAGAGAAGAACAGGAACUAGAGGUGUUGCAACAACAGUUAUAUCAACAGCAGCAGCGUGAUCACUUGAUAUGCAACUGGUUUGCACCGUUUCUGUUCACAGUGUGGGCGGGCACACUACUAAAGAUAUGGUUCUAUUUUAGACAAUCAUCUACUUAG
Paraglomus brasilianum is the source of this 381-nucleotide messenger RNA. The record is from the annotation of a GenBank genome assembly. NCBI's taxonomy places the organism in Eukaryota, Fungi, Glomeromycota, Glomeromycetes, Paraglomerales, Paraglomeraceae.